Molecule: messenger RNA, 3222 nt
Organism: Coprinopsis cinerea okayama7#130
Lineage: Eukaryota; Fungi; Basidiomycota; Agaricomycetes; Agaricales; Psathyrellaceae
Exons: 8
Coding region: 161-2926 (921 amino acids)
Molecular function (GO): protein binding
Source: RefSeq, a predicted model, not a curated record
CUGCCCACCACUCUCCCGCCCUUUCUUUAAACCCCCUCAUUCUUUCAAUUCGAUUGUUUGUCUUUUUCUGUCUUUUCGGGUUCCAGUCGUUUCUUCAAACAUUCGCUUUCGACGGUCAUUUUCGCCGUAUUGGUUUUUUCUUGGUUUUUUUCAUGUCAUGAUGAACACGGGUGCACAUCCCUAUGAAUGGUCCGCUCUUCAUCGCGCAGCUGCUGCCGGUGACGACGAUGGCGUUCGGUACGCUCUACGGUCAGGCGCCGACGUGAACGCGUUGGAUAGCGCGGGGAAAACAGCGCUCAUGUGCGCUAUUGCUGGUGAAAACUGGCAAAGUGUCGACCCCGCCGACUCAAGUUUCCUCACGCCUGACCGUAUCUCGACUAUCCGCACCCUCCUCAACCACCCGAAAAUCUCACUAUGGUCACUAAACGCGCCUCACGCGUCUAUGAACGGUGUCGUCCCGCUCGGAAUGGCCGCUUGGCUGAACCUGCCGCGCGUCGUGCGCCUAUUGCUCGAAGAGAGCGCCGACGCUGUCUCUGUUGACGCUAUGGAUUCCCAUGGAGCCACGGCCUUGAUGUACGCGGCUCGUGACGGAAACCUAGAAGUGGUCCAGAUACUGCUCUGCCAUGGCGCACGCCCAGAUUUCCGAGACAGCAAUUACCGUACAUCGAUCCAAUUUGCGUUGCCUCAUGCACGCAUACUAUGGCUAUGUGAGGUGGUCUUGAGACGCCAUAGAUGGCGCGAAGCCAGUUCCGCGGACCGCUCUCAAUCACCCAUCUCCGAGCAUAUUCUUCAGCUGUCUGCCCUCUCCCUGCCUUCUUGCAACGAUCUUGAGCCUCCGCAACCCGCCAUUUUCAAUCCCCAGGCAAUGUCAAGGUUGCUCACCACCCUCGUCUCAUCCAUCCGUUCCGGAGAUCUGGACUUCCUUCAUUCGCUUCUCUUCUCUCCCGCAGUUCCCGCGUCUUCGCCAGCUUCAUUGUAUCCAAUGUCCGUCCCUAUCUUGGUCAACUUCCCUGAUUCGAAGGGCUGGAGUCUUAUCCACCAUGCUGUGUCUCUUCCUCGCCCAUCCAUCGACGUCAUCGAUUCGCUUUACUGUGCCGGAGCGGACACCGCCCUGUUCACUGCCCACGAACAAUGGACUCCCUUGCACAUUCUUGCUCGAUCUGCAACUGUAACACCAGGCCAACAUGAUGACGCUGCAUCCUUGUAUCAACUUGUUGUACAUCUCAUUCGCGAUCUGCGUGCGCCGCUCUCUGCUCGCGACAAGGACGACGAGACUUGCAUUCAUAUCGCCGCCGAACAUGGUCAAUCGCUCGAGUUGCUUACCUAUCUGCUCGAAUGCGACAAAUCUGGCACUGUCCGACAGCUCAAAAACUCUCGCGGCUUGACACCCCUACAGGUUGCCAAACCUGAAUUCCUUGCAGCGUUUGGACCAGACAUUGGGAUCCUCCAGCUCAUAACGCCCAGCCUCGCCGGCAUGUCUGUGACCUCCAACGACUCACUCGCCACCCUUUCGGAUUCCAUCGACCCUGACUCUGUUCAAGAUGCCACGUCGUCCACGUCGUCCGUGUGCUCCCCUUCCCAAAUCGACGCCACCCUGACCUCCCAACUUCUAAUCACGAAUCUACGUCUCUCAUCCCCCGAUGGCCACCAUGUCAACGAGCCUGGGCACCUCCGCAAGCUGGAAAGCAUAUUGGCUGAUUCUCGGCAAAAUCAGCAGAGACUGGUUCAAUAUUUCCGGGACAGGAUCAAGGAGGCCGAGACGGAGCUUCAAGAGCUGAAGAAAAACGCCCAACGAGUGGACUUCCUACGCGAGACGGUUGCUACAGCCGCUUCAGAGAAGCUCUCAUCGAAGGGCAUUCAACCUCUGCCUCCCAAAGUUUAUCAUCGCGAUUCGGAAGACUCUCAGAGCACUGCGGUAUCACAAGGCUCAUCUCGCGACUUUUUGCUUCUGCCAUCUCCAGUUUCUCAUCAGGCACCUCCGCGGCUUCGAAUUAACACCAAGACCCUAAACGGACGUCCGUCUGUUCCAACUUUCUCAAGUCUGUUCCAGCAAUCGGAAUCCCCCAGUCCAUUCAUUUCUCCCUAUUCCAGCAAGGAUAAUUCCCCGCUGGAUGAGGACCACAAGGUGUAUCGUGAUUCUCGACUUGCCAUGUUCGGCCGGCGCUCGACACCUGACCUUCGACAAUCCAAAUCGGACUCGCCCAAGAAAAAGAAGAAAGAGUUGGAGCAGGCGAAGGGAGAGAAAGGCCUAUCAGGAACGAUGCGCUUCAAGGCUUGGUUGAAGAAGAUGGUUCAUCACGAGGACUUGACGCGAUCCCAGCUCGCUGCCGACACCCAGAAACCCGACCCUGCUCCGCUCCCCACCAUCCAGGUGUCUAUCGCCGAGGAUAUCGAUCGCUGGGAUCCUGCAAUUGAUACCGCUUUGCGAACCUCGAUGGUCGUGUUGGAAGCUGCAGAGCGUGAUCUUUGCAACAUUCAUCUAUGCCUCAAUUCGGCGGAGCAAUUCAUUGGCCUUGCAAACCAUUCAGUCAACAAGGUUGAACGGGCCAUGAAGCGUGCCUUCAAGCUCCGCCAGCAAAUGAUCACCAAGCUUCGCAGCUCUAAACCAGGGUCCCGAUGGUACAACGGGGACAUCAUCGGACCAAACCACUCGCCCUCCUCCAGCCUGUUCCCUCCGCCUAGUCCAAUCCACCUCCGCCCCAGCAUCGCAUCCAUCUCUUCCAUCUCAACCCAGUCUUCCGUCGCUUCUGCGGCUGCCACCAUUACUGAGCAUGAUGACGAAGACACCCGUGUCAUUCGCCGCCUGCUCUUGAGGAAGAUCGAAGCACAGUCCUCUGGUGCUUGGGAAGAACUUGAAAAGGCCCUCUCGUGGCUACGCAUCGUCAAGGAGGUCGUCCGUGGCGUCAAACGAAGAGCAUACCUCUGAGCUUCAUUUACCCACUCUGCCCCUUAUCCAUCCACCAUUCUGAUUCACCCAUGCACAUCAUACAUUCUCUUCAUCAUCAGCCACGAAAAGACCUCAAUACUGCAUUUCACCCGGACUAUGAACUCACGAACCAUUGCCACCAUUUGCACAAUAUCAAUCCAAAAAAACUCUAUAUGUAUGUAUUAUUAUUGUAUAUAAGUUGCCCGCAUCGUCCCCAUAGAGUUUUCGCAAACCCCUACCUUGUUGUCCUUUCCACCUUGUACAUCAUUAUCGCACGUCGUUGUUGUUAUCGUCGA